AAAAAAGAAAACUGGUCUGUCUCAAAACGCUAACUCCCUCCCAUCGAAUCAUUUUGUGUCUGGUUCUUCACUGUGCAGCGUUCAACGCGCAUCAUUGGGAAAAGCACCCCAAAUGUCACCACUCAAGUCAUCGAUGAUCUUUUCGUUAGUAGCACUUGCGAUUGCUUUAUGUUUUUCGCGAGAUUUUGUGACAGCCGAAGCCAAGCAACGUUCCAAAUCAGUCAAAGAAGCCUGUGCUCAAGAAAAACCGGUCAUAUGGAAUAAUGGACUACGAUAUGUGGACCAGUUUCCGGCGAGUGUGCGAGACAAUUUGCUCAGGUGUCAUUCCAAUACAGCUGCGGCAGCGAAACAGCACGACACAGUGAUGGACGCCUACCGGCUGGAAGCGCUCAAAGCUAUCCUCCCGAAAGGCACGCCUCCAGACAAGCUUGGCCCGACCGUGUGCGAGAUCACCAUGCUGCCGCUGGACGGCACGAACGAGGUCGUCAAGAGAAAGGCAAUCGUGACCACAUGCAUGGAGAAAGAACUCGAAACAAAGGGCCUUGACACACCUGGCCUGGACAUCAAGGCCAUCCAAGCGAAGUGCCUCAAGUGCGCUUUCCCGAAGCUGUCCGAAGCCGACGCGGUGGCACGCUACAAGGACGUGGUAAAGAACUUCGAGAACUACGAAGAAAACGCGGUGCGCGUCAAUUCAGAGCUCAAGGCUGCCAUGCGCUUCAUGCUAGACGAAGGUCCGACUAAAGAGAUGAACGAUGCCGCCCGCACCGCCUGUCUAAAAACCAUGGCUCCAGGUGUCACUUCCGACAAGUACAUGUCGCACGUCGUCAGCUUGUUCAAGAAGGGAGACCUCGAGACCAAAAAAAAGAUUGAUGCCUGCACGUAUAAGAACUCGCUCAAGGGAAAGUGGGUGCGUGCCAGGCAGACGAUGAUUCGUGAGUGCGCGCUGGAAGCGCAGAAGAAGCUGCCUGCAAACCUGAGAGGCGACCUGCAGUUUCUGUACGCCUUGCAUCUCAACGCAACUGCCCUGGAAAUUUACCUCUCUUGUGCGGAACGCGAAGAAGACACUAUAGUGGAUGGGCCCACGGGUGCCGGCGGUGCCGUGGACGUGUACUGCACCACCAACGGCAAGGCUCCUCGCAAGUGCCCCCAGUGUGCCUCCGAGGAGUACACCACCGUAGACGCAGCCAAGGUGGAGGCGAUGGUGGAUGCCUGUUACAGCAAGAAAGAAGCUGCACACCCGCUGUACAAGCAAUACACUGCCUAUUUGGGACAGGUGAAGGCCAAGAACAUCGCCAAGGGAAAAUGCCUGCAGGACGGGGGAGCAGCGGCGCAACCAGCGAGUCAGGGUGGCAAGAGGGGAGCGCCGGCUAAGGGCUGAACUGGUACUGGCUCGAGGAAAUAAAAAUGGAUUUCAAUAUAUACCACUGAUUAUUGAGUCUCUGCUUGUUAUAAUGAACCUCGUGAGGACAAUGCAGCUCGGCCUGCACACAUUCCACAGUACCUUUUGGCACACAAAACAGGUGCAACGAGCACCUCCUUUUGCACCGGCUCAAUGCCGCAAUCGCGGCGUUGAGGUACAUACAUGAAAGUUAUUGUGGAAUGGCCGCUGUGGUUUCAUUACUUUAUUCAGAGAAAGCCUUCCGCCGGUAUGUCGAACAAAACUUUAUGCAACACUAAUUCAGAUUCUGGCAGAUUAUCGGCGAAAAUGAAUCCAAACACAUAACGUCAUCACUGUAGCGCUUGGUAAAUACGAGACAAAGCACGAAGACGUUCACUGUUUUAGCAGCUCCAAUGAACGCGCACUUUCUCUACUGAAAACAAACUUCCGCCGUAAGUGAAUAAAUGAAUUCAUUGUUUGCGCCAACUGUCCCACUUUCUUGUCUAUUUCAUUUGGGUGUGUUCACUCGUGUGUCUUCCAAUUAGGUGUAGAUAUAUCUCGCUCCUCCCAAAAAAUAUUUACAUAGCGUAAGGUACGUGUGUAGGAGAGGUAAUAUAUAGCAGUCAAAAGCGUCUAUGUUGGCCGUCAAUCAAUUUAUAACUAUAGGUUGUGCAAUAACCGUUCACACUGUGCUGAGGUGAUCGUGAAGGUUAUAAUGGACCACGGCGGGCAAACCUUUGACCCCUAAAUCUAACAAGAAAUGUGAAAUUCACUUCUAUUUUUAUUCUUAAUUGACUUUUGCGACUUACAUGACUUCUGUUUUAGCACGACGAAGUGACACAAAGCGGAUGAGGGUGAUGAUUGUAAACAGACCAAUUUCGCACAUACUUGG
Dermacentor albipictus is the source of this 2270-nucleotide messenger RNA. RefSeq lists its product as uncharacterized. The record is from RefSeq and is a predicted model, not a curated record. NCBI's taxonomy places the organism in Eukaryota, Metazoa, Arthropoda, Arachnida, Ixodida, Ixodidae.